This is a messenger RNA of Frankliniella occidentalis (western flower thrips), 1338 nucleotides long. Its product is annotated as protein cornichon-like. The transcript has 5 exons. Lineage: Eukaryota; Metazoa; Arthropoda; Insecta; Thysanoptera; Thripidae. Gene Ontology annotation, cellular component: COPII-coated ER to Golgi transport vesicle; endoplasmic reticulum membrane. Gene Ontology annotation, biological process: endoplasmic reticulum to Golgi vesicle-mediated transport. The coding region runs from base 249 to 686 and encodes 145 amino acids. The record is from RefSeq and is a predicted model, not a curated record.
UUUUGACGGUUGGAUUUAAUACCUUUUGUGAUACUCCUACCUUAAAAGCCUUCAGCGCUUGAGGCUUGAGCCUUGAGCAAUGAGCUCGCUUGCCUCAGCUGCUCAGCUUACAGUGACGCGACUAAACCUAAUCUCGAGACUAUCGAAUAGAUGUGAUGAGUCCAGAAAAUCUGUCUGUAAACAACUUUGAUACGCCUAUUUAAUGCAAAUAUUUCUAAGAUUUUACCUCUUUUUACUCACGCUUUAAGAUGGCAUUCAAUCUAGCGGCGUUUUCUUAUAUUAUAGCUCUGAUAGCAGAUGCUUUCCUCAUAUUUCUUGCAAUUUUUCAUGUCAUUGCAUUUGAUGAGCUUAAAACAGAUUAUAAAAACCCCAUUGAACAGUGCAGAAGUUUAAAUCCAUUGGUGCUUCCUGAAUACAUUCUCCACAUUGCUUUCAACAUAUUGUUUCUGUUUUCUGGAGAAUUCUUCUCUCUAUGUCUCAAUAUACCCCUCAUUGCUUACCAUAUUAAUCGGUAUCUUCAUAGACCUUCCUACAUGAGUGAACUUGGAUUGUAUGAUGCAACUACUAUAAUGAAUGCAGAUGUUCUUGGUAAAUGCCAGCGAGAAGGAUGGAUUAAAUUGUCGUUCUAUUUGCUGUCUUUCUUUUACUAUCUCUAUGGGAUGAUAUAUUCGCUUAUCUCAGCUUAAGCAAGCAAGCCUUGGUUUGCUCUUGAUAAGUUUUCAUGUAUUUCUUGUGCCCCUUCAACAAAAAUAAUGUUUGGUGUUGAAUAGUUUCACGUACUCAUUCAUUUGACUUUGGAGCUUUUUUGUACUCUUGUCAUUCAUCCAAGACUGUUCCAUUUGUUAUCUGUGUAGGUCUCUUUGGGGGACUAAAGCUCAGUAUAUUGUACAUAUUUACAAGUGAGGUUGCUCUUAACAUCUGUACUACAUGUGAUUAUGAAUGAAUUGUGUAUUACUAAUGAAAUUUUGAAUCAGAUGUUCCCUCAUGUUUGUCAAAGGAGGGACGAAGUUAACUUAGAAAUGUGUACUUAUUUGUGUCAUUAUUGCUGUUAGAAUGUCUUAUCAACUUUGAACAAAUAUUAAUGUAUGUUAAUUUGAGGCAAAUUUCAAUAACAAUAGGUUUGUGGAGAGCACUGUGUGAUCAUUGUUCUGCCUAGAUCUGCAAUUACAUCAUGAGACUUGACUUAUUUUGUGAACCCACACUCUUGAAAUGCUAGAGCAGUAGUUUGUUUUAAAUGGACUAGAGAACCAAACUUUUGACAGGAUUGUGACAAAAUCCAGGGAUGUGGCAUAAUAAAAAGUCUGUUAAAAGUAUAAUAAAGAUAAUUAAUUAUAUUAA